Messenger RNA from Ostreococcus tauri, 468 nucleotides. RefSeq names its product Erv1/Alr. The transcript is spliced from 2 exons. Bases 1 to 468 code for a protein of 155 amino acids. Gene Ontology annotation, molecular function: flavin adenine dinucleotide binding; flavin-dependent sulfhydryl oxidase activity. NCBI's taxonomy places the organism in Eukaryota, Viridiplantae, Chlorophyta, Mamiellophyceae, Mamiellales, Bathycoccaceae. Gene Ontology annotation, cellular component: mitochondrion. The record is from RefSeq and is a predicted model, not a curated record.
AUGCCGGACCCCGCGGACGCCGCGUGCGAUGACCCCGCGUGCGGGCGCCGCGGGGAGAUGUUCGCGUCGAUGCGACGCGCGCUCGGCGCGGCGCACACGGCGUCGUGUCCACCGGACGUGGAUGAAUUAGGACGGGCGACGUGGACGCUCGUGCACGCCGUCGCGGCGCGGUAUCCGGACGCGCCGACGGCGACGCAAAAGAUCCAGGCGCGACGAUUCUUCGAUGCGCUGGGAGAUUUGUAUCCGUGCGAGCGGUGUCGGGUCGAUUUUCGCGCGGAUAUCGACGCGCACCCGCCCGCGCUCGCGUCUCGCGCGGCGCUCUCGCGGUGGGCGUGCGAGCGACACAACGAGGUGAAUCGAAAGUUAGGAAAGCCCGAGAUGUCGUGCGCGCUGAAAGAUCUGGACGAGCGAUGGCGAAAAGCGACGACGCACGCGCGCGCGUGCGCGUUCGACGCGCCGAGGGAUUGA